This is a messenger RNA of Pochonia chlamydosporia 170, 3651 nucleotides long. RefSeq names its product SH3 domain-containing protein (Cyk3). Gene Ontology annotation, molecular function: protein binding. The transcript is spliced from 2 exons. The record is from RefSeq and is a predicted model, not a curated record. NCBI's taxonomy places the organism in Eukaryota, Fungi, Ascomycota, Sordariomycetes, Hypocreales, Clavicipitaceae. The coding region runs from base 1 to 3651 and encodes 1216 amino acids.
AUGCCUUUGUCUACUCCUGACCUCGGAUUCAUCGAAGGGGACUUAAUCGAAUGUCUAAACGCCGGUGAUGGAUCGUGGUGGGUUGGUCGUCUGUACCGAGAUCGAAGAACCGUUGGCUCAUUCCCCUCCAACUUUGUCGAAGUCCUACCUGAGGAAUUUCGACCCAUGACGAGAUCAGUCAGCCCCUUGCCCGGGAGCAAUACCCCAAGUCCAAAAAACACGCCAGCCAAAUCAAAAACUUUCCGCAAGCCGUUUGAAGCCUACGCAAAAGCUCCUCACUACACAACCGCCAAAACGCCUACAUCAUAUCGUGACCCUCACAUCACUACACCGGUUCCAGCACCAGUACCUAAACCUCAACAACGCCGGCCAAAAGACGACUCGGCUGGCUCUUACAACAGAUCCGUCCAUGACGCUAUAGACAGAGUACCAUCUCCACCUACAGUCCACGGAUACGGCUCUCGAGCUCCGUCGCCAGCACCAUCACAAGUCUACGCGGACAAUUAUGCCACCACGCCCGACAGGGAUUCAGUACCUCCUCCAGCACCACCGCCUCAUCGGCAUGUAGGAGGCAGCGGGAGAUCAGUUGAUAUGUCACGGCAGGCGUCAAAUGCUUCUUUUCGUCCGUAUUCUCCUGCUAUCAUGACCAGACAAGAGUCAAAUGCAUCCCACCACCAUCCACCUCAGACGCCAAGACAAGCUUCAUUCACCCCUCAUGACGAUACGGUAUAUCAGCGUGAAUUGAAUGGAGAAUACACGCCGCAGGAUCGAUCGCCACGCCAGCACUCCCCAGACGAGCUGCACAUGACACCAUCACCACUGAGAGAGGCCAUGGACAGUGUCAUGGAGCAGUUGGAUCAGCUCGAUGGGCUUGGAAGUAGCUGGGGUGAGCAGCCAGAACCCGAGACAAUGGAAGAAAAACCAUUGGAUCCCUGGGCACCAGAGUCGUUUGACGCGAUUACGCAUAAGUCAAGGCGAAGAGCCGCAGAGCCGACGAGACCACUAACAUCCAUGGGAAUAGCACACCAAGAUGAGGGCUAUGAGACUUGGAGCGGCGGGUCAUCACAAGAAACAUCAUAUCAAAACGGUAGUCGAGGCAAGAAGCAUGAGUUGCCUGAGCUAAGCAAUUAUGUUGAACGUAUGGAGAAGCGAUUCCAAAACAUGCAUCACCACAGCAAAAGUACAGGAAUGGCCGCAGACAUUGACCUUGAUGCUGAUGUCGACGACAUGCCUCCACCACCGCCACCCAAGGGUCAGCCAUAUCAACGACCUAGAUCCUCCGCUGGUGAUCCUGUUGGUCGCCCACGAGAAUUGAGAACUCAAAAGUCAGCAUACGAGAUCGGACGCAGCAAGGGUGCCGCCAGCGAGAGCAUAGGUAGAACUCUUACAACCCGGACCAACACUACCAAUGCUUCAUCAGGCAAUCAAAGCCACACAAGUUCUUCUACCCAAAGCAGCGGUAGAACCUUGUGGAGUGGUGUGUCGGCUGGAGGCUUCAGCUCCACCAGCGCCGGAAGUAUGGCUCGCCAACAUAUGCGCACGCAGAGUGCUAUGGACACUCGCGAACCAGAGCUGGAUCGGCCAGAUUCGCCUUUCACUGGCGUUACCUACCACAGCAGCCAUGCAAGUAAUGCUGUAGGAAACAGCCGGCCAAGGGCUCAGACCGGUAUAGAGGAUGACCUGACGGGAAGCCUAGGCGGCCUGGUCCAACCCAAAGCACCCAAACGAAACAUCUUCAAGAAAAUUUUCGACUCUGCAAAGACUGGUGUUGCAAGCAAUCGCGGUAGCAUUGCGGCUGGUUCGAUAGCGGGUGGCGGCUCGGUUCGAGGCUCUCCAUUCAACCGUCCACGAACAUCUGUGGCACCAUCUCCGAUGAGCUCAAAAAUGACGGGCAUCAGUGGGCCUGAUUACACAUCUGAUGCUGCUCGAGAGAUGGGCUUGGUAGGUGGCGGUAGCAGUGUGGACUGGGUCCAAGUUCGUCGCGAUGUAAACAGAUCGAACUCCUUGAGCAAGGCGGAGAGAAACGAGCGCCAGGAUCGUUGCCAAAUGCUUGAUCACCCUGUAUUGAACCCAGUGGAUGAGCUAUAUGAAGGCAUCGAAGGUGAUGAGGCAGCAGACGGCAUGCCGGUGAAGGAGACCAUAAACUACCAGUCCAUAAACCUGAGCCAGGUGGACAAGAACUCGCGAUUCAUUGGGGACAUGCCACCGAUGACGACGGCAAUCCAACUAGCCACGACGUACGUCUGUCGACCGUACAGAAGCGAUGUGCAACGCCUACGUGCCAUAUUUACGUGGGUAUCAGAAAAGAUCUGCUGGGAGGAGGAUUUUGAAGGCGACAUAGACACUCGCCGAGUCAUUCAGGCCAAAAGAGCCUGUGCUGAAGAGUAUGCAGUUCUUGUCAUGGAGAUGUGUACUGCUGUUGGGCUCGAGUGUGAGAUUGUCCGAGGAUAUCUCAAGACUCCCGGUGACGUGGCUGACCUGAACAUGAUGCCCCGAUCGAAUCACUGGUGGAAUGCAGUCAUUGUUGACAAUGAAUGGCGUAUCAUCGAUUGCUGUCUGGCUAGUCCUUCCAAUCCCAAGCGUGGCCUCUACUCCAGCGCAAAUGGGCCAACCGCCGACUCGUGGUGGUUCCUCGCUCGGCCGACGGAAGUUUGCUGGACACAUGUCCCAGAACACCACGAUCAACAGCAUAUUGUGCCUCCAGUAGCCCACGAGACACUGCUCAACCUUCCGUGUACUUGCCCUUCAUUCUUCCGCAACGAGAUUGAAAUGGUGGACUACAACACGGCGGUGACGAGAAUUGAAGAUUUAGAAAUGGUUCAUAUCAAGUUCAACGUGCCAGGAGACGUCGAAAUAGCUGCAGAGGUAGAAGCUCGAGCAUACACUCGAGACGCAGACGGCGACGUGUUUGAGAGCGGGGACGUGGUCAAGAAGCGAGCACUGGCACAGGCAGAGUGGUACAACGGCAUCAAGCGAUAUACGGUUAAGGCGCUUCUUCCUGGAGACGAAGGCCAGGGCACAUUGAAAAUCUUUGCUGGCAAACGUGGGCUGAUGCACAGCAUCAAAGACAUUCCCCAUCCAUUGGCGUUUUCACUUCCCAUCGUGCACACUGGGGAGAAUCCGCCGUACGACUUUGUAACUCGACAUCCAACUCCGCAUGCCCAACGCCACGACAUCUACGUCGUUCAGCCUCAGUGUCAAAGGCUAGCUCUUAACAAUACCUUUGUCUUUGCCAUUCGGCAACAUCCGAGUUCGACAAUCACUGGCCCUAAUUCUGCCUUGACGCCAGCAUCGAACCCCGGACGAACGAGCCCAAACCCCUUUGCAAGACCAAGCUCAGCCAUGAGCAUGAAUACCUCGAGCUUGAGUGGUUCAAACCCCAGCUCGGCAAGCGGAACAGUGGCAGGAAAGAAGCCGGCCAAGUUGGCCAUCCAGACACCAGGUGGUAAGAUUCUCCGUCUUAUGAGGAAGGAAGACCGCAAAGGUAUCGCAGUUGGUGGAAAGGGUCUAUGCAGUGAUGAAGACGUCAGUGAUGGAGGCACGUGGGAGACCAUCAUCAAAUGCUCUGAGAGGGGCGUCUGGAGGGGAUUGGUUUUGGCAGACCGUACGGCGCGAUGGUGCGUAUUUGCCGAAUGGGUUUGCGUGGGCUAA